This is a messenger RNA of Vicia villosa (hairy vetch), 558 nucleotides long. RefSeq lists its product as uncharacterized. The record is from RefSeq and is a predicted model, not a curated record. The transcript has a single exon. Gene Ontology annotation, cellular component: nucleus. Gene Ontology annotation, molecular function: phosphoric diester hydrolase activity; double-stranded DNA 3'-5' DNA exonuclease activity; DNA-(apurinic or apyrimidinic site) endonuclease activity. Gene Ontology annotation, biological process: base-excision repair. The coding region runs from base 1 to 558 and encodes 185 amino acids. NCBI's taxonomy places the organism in Eukaryota, Viridiplantae, Streptophyta, Magnoliopsida, Fabales, Fabaceae.
AUGAAUCUUCUCACAUACAAUAUAAGAGGUGGGGGUGCUCUCUCAAAGAGGAAGAGAGUUAGCUUUUUGUUACAAUCUCUUAAGAUAGAUAUUUGUCUUUUGCAAGAAACCAAAAUUCCGUGUUUUAGCGAUUCAUUGGCUAAGAGUUUCUGGGGUGAAAAUGGCGUUGAAUGGACUGCUUCUAACUCUGUUGGAGCGGCUGGUGGUAUGGUUAUUCUUUGGAAGAAGGACUCUUUAUCUCUUAACUAUAGCUUUAUAGGAAAAGGGUUUGUGGGUAUCAAUUUCGUAUGGAAAGGUGUUUGUUGUAAUGUAGUGAAUGUGUAUGCUCCGUGUAAUGAGUUGGAAAGAAGGCUAGUUUGGAAAUCGUUAUUGGAAAGGAAAAUCAAUCAUGGUAGUGAGGAGUGGUGUGUGGUGGGGGAUUUCAAUGAAAUUGUGAGAAAGGAGGAAAGAAUGGGGGAAGGUUCUUUUUAUAAUACUAGAGGGAUGACGGAGUUUCAGGAUUUUAUUGAGAAUAUGGAUUUGGUGGAUAUUCCGUGUGUAGGAGGAAAGUACACUUAG